AAGUUUCAGAUAAUGAGCGUGAGCGUAUGGUUGAGACACGAGUGGAAUGACCAACGACUCCAAUGGGACCCAUCAUUAUUCGGAGGGAUUACGCAUCUUCAUAUUCCAUCAGAUGACCUCUGGCGACCGGACAUCGUGCUGUAUAACAACGCCGAUGGGGAUUUCAUCAUCACACUGCUUACAAAGGCCAAAGUUCACCAUACGGGUCGCCUGGUAUGGGAACCGCCUGCUAUUUACAAAAGUUAUUGCCCUAUAGACGUGGAAUUCUUUCCCUUCGACAUGCAAGAGUGCUUCAUGAAAUUCAGUUCCUGGACCUACGAUGGCUUACAAGUGGAUCUUCAGCACUUCUGUAGUCUCAACGACAACAAAACCAAAAGCAUUCUACCUUCCAACGACGAGAUCGUCAUUACCCAAGGCAUUGACUUAACGGGAUAUUACCAAAAUGUCGAGUGGGACAUUAUUAACGUAACCGCGCGCAGAAACGUCAAGUUUUACCAGUGCUGCCCUGAGCCUUAUCCCGACAUUACGUUCAACGUCACUAUCCGGCGGCGGACGUUGUUCUACAGCGUCAACCUGAUGGUCCCUUGUAUGUCCAUAUCCUGUAUGUGUGUACUGGUAUUUUACUUGCCCUCAGACAGCGGGGAGAAAAUCACACUUUCCAUCUCCAUUCUUCUCGCUCUGACUGUGUUCUUCCUGUUGUUAUCCGAUUUGAUUCCUCCUACGUCAUUCGUUAUACCUUUAAUUGGGAAAUACCUGCUGUUCACUAUGAUAGUGGUGACAAUGUCUAUCAUACUGACAAUUUUCGUACUGAGUAUUCACUACCGGUCGCCAUCAACACACAAAAUGUCGCCGUGGGUGAGGAGAGUAUUUACCGAACUUUUACCCAGAAUUCUUCUGAUGAAACGACCGGAAGUUGAGCGCAAGAAGCGCGUUGCAAUUAGAACUUGUAACGGCAUCGAACUCAGGGACAAUGUACCCGGAGGAUCAGGCAGAAGCUGGGAACAGUUUCAGUCGGGUCAAAGGUCUGUUCCAGAGGAAGGUGACCUAGAUAGUUCCUCAGCGCAGUUACUGCGCAGCCGUCAGCCGGCGGAAGUUACUGCCUCCUUGCAAGGAGUUCGUUUCAUCGCCGACCAAAUGAAAGAGGAAGACGCCUUUGAAGACGAAAUCCGGGAUUGGAAGUACGUUGCCAUGGUAAUGGACCGUUUUUUCUUGUUUAUAUUUACAACGGCUUGCUUCACUGGAACGAUGAGCAUCUUCCUUCACGCCCCUUCGCUGUACGAUCCCAGAAUGCCAUUGACGAGCAACGAGCCGAACCAGACGUGUAUUUAUUAAAGGAACAGUGUCUUGAACAAUCGAAAUGAAUGUUGGCCUUUGAACAACUGACCUGGAUGGUCGUCUUCAAGUAAUUGGUGUCGACGCUGUCUACACGAGUACUAUUUAUUUAGCAAAUUGCUAUAUGGUGAACAAUUGAGUUGGUCAGAUUGGCUGGUAUAGUGUAUCUUCACCAACCACCCCCACGAACAAAUGGUCCCAUCCAGUGUUGUGUCUUUACAACAUGUUUUUAAACAAUUGUUUACUUUGAAAUCUCUUGAACUGAUCUGGCUAACAGUGGGUUUGGACAAAAGACCUGUGUAGAGGUUUCUCUAACAUUUGACCGGCAUCAUUGUCUCGUAAAACGAUUGGCUCUGCUGUCAGUGUCUUGGAUAACAGGCCGUGCCGGCGAUGUUUUGAAAAUUUUGCCUCGAUAGAUGUCGUGAAACAAUUAUCUGCCCUAACAGCUUCUUGGAAAAGAGAGCCUGCUCAUGGUUUCUUGAACAUAUGGUACAUAUGCAACGGAACAGUUGCAUGCCUGCUUAAGUGGUCGUGGGAAAAUAGGCAUUGCUGGUGGCUUCUUGAACACUUGGGCUACAUGGUAGAAGAAACAAUCUCCUGGAGACCAAUCUCUCAGAUGACGCCCUUAUGCGUCCAAAUUUAAAGCAAUGUCGUCGUGUCGAUAUGUCAGGCGUUGCCGUCACUGAUAAAGCCUCAAUAGAUAUCCGUGGCAUUACA
Messenger RNA from Liolophura sinensis, 2049 nucleotides. RefSeq names its product acetylcholine receptor subunit alpha-like 1. Gene Ontology annotation, biological process: monoatomic ion transmembrane transport. The record is from RefSeq and is a predicted model, not a curated record. NCBI's taxonomy places the organism in Eukaryota, Metazoa, Mollusca, Polyplacophora, Chitonida, Chitonidae. Gene Ontology annotation, cellular component: postsynaptic membrane. Gene Ontology annotation, molecular function: transmembrane signaling receptor activity; acetylcholine-gated monoatomic cation-selective channel activity. Bases 13 to 1332 code for a protein of 439 amino acids. The transcript is spliced from 4 exons.